AUGGCGAAAGAUACAAAAAAUAUCGAAAGCGUCGACAGCGCGUAUUAUGAAGAUGAAUUGUUGAUGCUUGAAGCAAAACGCAACAUCUUCUUUGAACUCGUCCAGAGCAUUUACAAUAAGUCGCUAGUUGUUGAUACAGAUGUAGCGAGUCGCGAGAGUUUCCUCGACGCUGCUGACAAUAUCGACGAACUUCGCUCGGAGUUCAAAGAGGUUGUUAAUGAGUAUAAUCGCACGUUGCUAAGGGCUAAGGAGGCUGCUGUACCUAAUUAUCAGCCGAUUAUAGCCUUCGAAGAUUUGUACUGCCGCAUCAGGAGAGCGGUUAAGCGGCUGCAACCAGCCGCACCGCCGGCCUCUUCGCUGCCUUCUAUAGUGGAGAGAGCCAGACCUUCUUUGCCAACGAUGGAACUGAUAGCGUUCGAUGGAGACAUACGUAACUGGCCGCUGUUCUACGCUAGUUUUAAAUCUAGAGUGCACGACAAUCUGUCGCUUACCAACGAAGAGAAGCUUUUCUACCUUAUUGGGAAAUUGUCACCAAAAGCUCAAGCUGUCUUCGCGGAUCGCAUUACCGACGACUUGCCGUCAGUGCCCGUGGACAUGUCGACCCUCACGCAUGUUCAUGGACUUCCUCUGGCUGACGACACGUUGGAUACGCCCGUCGCAAUUGAUGUCCUGGUGGGUGCAACUAUAUUCCCGCAUUUGUUGCUACCGCACAUUGUCAAAAGCGACGUGGACCAUAUGCCACCGGCUAUUCAGACGGACUCCAUGGACCACCUCCUCAAAAGGUUCUGGGAGCUUGAGGAAGUAUCCGCUCCGCCCGCUCAAAGUCAAGAUGACCUUGAAUGCGAAGAUUACUUUCGUGCUACCACCACGCGCAACGCUAGUGGCAGAUAUACUGUCGCAUUGCCUUUCCGAGAUGACGUAUUCAAGCUCGGAGAGUCGCAUUCUGCUGCUAAGAGGCGCUUUCUUUGCCUUGAAAGGAAGCUAGAAUUAUCGAGUAUGUUACGUGCCGCCUAUGACGAUAUCAUUCGGGAAUACGUCAGUAAGGGUUACAUAUCGGAGGUAACUAACUCCAUGAACGCCUCACCAGCUAUCGCGUACAUAAUUCCUCAUAUGGCUGUCGUGCGCGAGGACAAGGCAACGACCAAAGUGCGCAUGGUCCUGGACUCGAGUAGCAAGACAAGCACAGGCCUGUCGCUGAAUGAUGUAUUACACUCAGGGCCCAACCUUCAAGGGGAUUUGUUUUCAAUCCUUCUGAACUUUCGCUUAUUCAGAAUAGCGCUUUCGGCCGAUUGCCGUCAAAUGUUUUUGCAGAUUGGUGUUCGCGAAGCGGACCGCCAGUUUCAGCGAAUCUUGUAUAGAUUCCGCCCGGCAGAUCCCAUUACCACGUACGAAUUUCAUCGUGUGUGUUUUGGCAUGAAGUCGAGUCCCUAUCACGCGCUCCGCGUCGUCCGUCAGCUGAUUGCAGACGACGGACAUAAGUAUCCCAAGGCCGCAGCGAUUGCGUCCUCCUGUACUUACAUGGAUGACGUAUGUUUUAGCAUUAUGUCAGAUGACUCGCUACAGCAGGAUGAGUCUGUUGCUAUUAACGCGGCUAAGGAGCUGAUUGAUCUAUUCAAAUGCGGUCAAUUUGAUCUUGUGAAAUGGACCUGCAAUUCAGACGCCGUGCUACGCGAAAUACCUGCUUCGCACCGGGCUUCCGUAGACAUUGAAAUCGACCCAGGGAUCUCCCAAAAGGUUCUGGGCUUAUGUUGGAAUAAAUCUGGUGAUUAUUUCCAUUUCAAAGUGACAGAGCCAGACUCAACGUGCACUAAAAGGACGAUCUUGUCCGCAGUGGCACGUCUAUGGGAUAACGUGGGCUUAGUAGCUCCAGUUGUCUUAUAUGCAAAACUCCUCAUCCAGGAGCUUUGGUUGAUCAAAUGCGACUGGGAUGAGACUCCCCCGCCCCAUAUUGUGGAUUUAUGGGAACGAUUCUGUUCAGAGUUGCCAAAACUAAAUGAAAUCCACAUACCGCGCCAUCUUGGAGUAGUACAGGGUUGUACUAUAAACCUUUUAGGCUUCGGUGAUGCAUCCGAGCGUGCAUAUGGAGGUGUAGUAUACCUUCAGGUUCUAAAGGGAGACGAAGUGACAACUCGGCUGGUGUGUUCCAAGUCGAAGGUCAGUCCCCUUAAAACAGUAUCCGUUGCGAGAUUGGAAUUGUGUGCUGCAGUCCUCCUGGCGAAGCUCAUGCGGAAGGUGCAAGAUAACUUCGAACCUCGUUAUACGAUCAACGAGAUCUACGCGUUUACUGACUCGAAGGUUGCCCUCUGCUGGAUUCAGUCAUCACCACACCGCUGGCAAACGUUUGUUGCCAACCGGGUAGUUAAGAUUAUUGAAACUAUUCCGGCCAACUGCUUCCAUCAUGUGGCGGGCUUGGAAAAUCCCGCGGAUUGCCUGUCCCGUGGACUGACGCCUGCAAAGCUAGUGGAUCAUCCUUUGUGGUUCACGGGACCAGCUUGGGCUAACAAGCAUCCAUCAGAGUGGCCUUUAAGGGAACUCGAUCGAGAGUCCAUCGGUGAAGUGCCGGAGCUUAAGCCUCUUGCACACGCUACAACUACGGAUGUGUCAGAGUCACCACUUUAUUCGCUCGCUCAGCGGAUAUCAUCGUGGUCACGAUUAUUGCGCAUCAUCGUAUACGUGUACCGCAUUCUAAAACCGAAACCGCGAUCCACGGCACUUACUCGGUCUGACCUAGAGUUCGCUGAAGGCAAAAUUCUUUCAUCGUUACAAAGUCAACACUUCAGUGACGAUAUUGAUAAAAUUAAAAGCAAGAAGUGUUGUUCGCCUGCCUUACAAAAGCUUAAACCGUUCAUGGAUAAAGACGGUCUGAUUCGUGUUGGAGGCCGACUGUCAAAUGCUGACUUGGAAUAUACACAGAAACACCCAAUUGUGCUUCCCCGACGUGAUCAUGUAGUUAAUCUGAUUGUUGAUUACUUCCACAGAAAGCAUUUGCAUGCCGGUCCUGAGGCAUUGAUGUCUAUACUUAGGCUUCAGUAUUGGAUACUAUCGGCUCGUCGUGUCAUUCGUGACCGCGUUGCCAAAUGCAACACGUGUUUCCGAGCGAAUCCACAAUCGUCUUUCCCGCUCAUGGCAGACUUGCCGAGCUGUCGCGUGAAUCAGGUAGAUAAACCUUUUACGCAUACGGGGUGUGAUUAUGCAGGCCCCUUGCAGUACACACCUACUCAUGGCAGAGGAGUCAAGAGUCGCAAGGCUUGGUUAUGUAUUUUCACUUGCCUCACGACGCGCUGCCUUCAUAUCGAGAUAGCGAUGGAAUUGAGUACUGCUAACUUCUUGGCCGCUUUAAAGCGCUUCUUGGCGCGGCGUGGCCCCGUCCAAUGCAUGUAUUCGGACAAUGGGACUAAUUUUACCGGCGCCAACUCUUAUAUGCGAGACCUCUACAAGUUUUUGGACGAUCAUCGUCCACAUCUUGAAAUAGAGCUCGCGGAGAACCGCAUCGAUUGGAAGUUUAUUCCUCCCGCUUCUCCACACUUUGGAGGCGCAUGGGAAAUGGCAGAUUUGUACUGUUGGCCGCCCUGGGCCCCGGGCCCUGUAGUAACUAUUAGCCGCCCCUUUCUCAGCAUGCAUCACAUAGACUGCCGCGUUGCUGCCGCCCCUAAUGUCUUGCCGCCCUAG
Cydia splendana is the source of this 3669-nucleotide messenger RNA. RefSeq lists its product as uncharacterized. Gene Ontology annotation, molecular function: nucleic acid binding. The transcript has 4 exons. Lineage: Eukaryota; Metazoa; Arthropoda; Insecta; Lepidoptera; Tortricidae. Bases 1 to 3669 code for a protein of 1222 amino acids. The record is from RefSeq and is a predicted model, not a curated record.